Panicum virgatum (switchgrass) is the source of this 1895-nucleotide messenger RNA. RefSeq names its product vacuolar protein sorting-associated protein 22 homolog 1-like. Gene Ontology annotation, cellular component: ESCRT II complex. The record is from RefSeq and is a predicted model, not a curated record. Lineage: Eukaryota; Viridiplantae; Streptophyta; Magnoliopsida; Poales; Poaceae. The transcript is spliced from 9 exons. The coding region runs from base 965 to 1720 and encodes 251 amino acids. Gene Ontology annotation, biological process: protein transport to vacuole involved in ubiquitin-dependent protein catabolic process via the multivesicular body sorting pathway.
UCCUGCAAUAUAAGUCCGAUUUAGUGGUUUCAGUGUAUGUUUGAUUCUUGACGGAGCAAUUUGACCCUCUUUAUUUUGAAUUCACUUCCAAUAUUUCACAAAUGUCUCAGUCAUGUUUGGUAUUUUUGGUAAAUAUCGGAAUCGAACCGAAUUUACCGAUACCGAAUUGCUUCGGUACCGAGUUUUUUUAGGAACCGAUCGGUACCAAUAUAUUCAAGAACCGAAUUUGCAUGCGUACCGAGGAACCGAACCGAUCGGUUCGGUAAUACCGAACGCCCAGGUGACUCCGCUCUCCCGUCUCCCCACACUCCCCAGCCUCUCCGCCCGGCGCGCCCGCCCCUCCCUGCGCCCCCUUCCCGCUGCCCUUCUCCAGUUCUCCCUGCGCUGCCUCCAUCUCGUGCUCUGGCGGCUCUACCCUCCCCCCGCCUCUGCCGCACCUCCCUCUGCACCCGCCUCCCCUCCCCUAUCCCUGCUGUGCGCCGCCGCCUCCCUGAAUCGGGUCGCCCCUACCGUCGCCCCCUGCAUCGAGGCCACGCCACGCUCACCUGUGAGUAGGGGGCACGAAGGUGGAUUGGAGGGUGCUUUCGCGGGUCACCUGACGCAGCAAAGGAGCCGCGCUUCUCCACCAAAGCAUCAGGGGCUCCAGGGCACUUCAAGAAAAGCGAGAUCUAGAUAAGCGGAAACAAGCAGGACCUUAGACUGACAGAUAGGGGUCCCUGUGCGACCGGCCUCCCACUCCCCUCGACACUGCUGGUGCCACCAGUGUCCCUCGCUCCAACGUCGCCGCUCCUACCCGUUGUAGUGGAGUGGAGAUCUAUCCAGCCGUGGGCUGUUUAAUCUUUUUGAUUCUGGUUCUUCAGCGCGAGAGGUCGACACAUCCUAGGUGUGGGUGCAAUUCAGUUUUCAAAAUUUUUGUGGUGCAAACUGAGCUUGUUUGUGCAAGUAAAUCACACCACCGGAAAGCAUGAGAAGGCGGCCGGGGAUCGCUGGCUUGCAGAAUGCAGUGGCAACUCGCGACCAAUUCCGGCUGGUGGGGGAGAAUGUGGCCAAGGUCAGGACUGAUGUGAUGAAGGAGCAACUUGCGACGUUCAGGUCACAGCUCGAGGAAUUUGCUCGUAAGCAUAAGAGCGACAUCCGUAAAAAUCCGAUAUUUAGACAGCAGUUCCAUGAGAUGUGUGCAAAAGUUGGAGUAGAUCCGCUGGCAUCUAAUAAAGGAGUUUGGGCAGAACUUCUAGGGAUUGGUGACUUCUACUAUGAACUUGGAGUUCAGAUAGUUGACAUAUGCAUUGCAACUAGAUCGCAUAAUGGUGGCCUGAUUGACUUGCUAGAUCUCCGCAAACUUCUCUGUCAGAAGAGAAAAGCUACUCUUGAAUCAUUAUCUGAAGAUGACUGUUUACGUGCUAUAAGUAAGCUAAAAGUCCUUGGUAGUGGCUUUGAAGUAAUUUCUGUCGGGAGGAGAAAGCUUGUGCGGUCAGUUCCUACUGAAUUAAAUAAAGAUCACAGUGGGAUACUAGGGCUAGCACAGGCUGAAGGCUAUGUCACAGUAGAACAAGUUGAAAAGGAAUUCUCAUGGUCUACUGGUCGUGCGAUUGAUGCCCUUGAAACUUUACUCAAGGAGGGACUUGCUAUGAUCGACGAUGGCCACAGGGAUGGCAAGCGUAGAUAUUGGUUCCCAUGUGUCACUGUCAGUUCGGACACAACCAGCAGUGAAGCCAAGUAAUAACUUGUACUAUGUCAAUUUUGCAAACACACUGUUUUUUAUUCUUUUCCAUGUGUCCAUUUCUCUGUGAGGUGUGGAACAAACAGAGCACCUGUGUGUACGAUGGAUAGAAUAACAUCAUACUUCUAAAUAUGAAAAGUGUGAAUUCAGGUCUAUUAUUGUACAAUAUUCAGAA